Pelmatolapia mariae (spotted tilapia) is the source of this 978-nucleotide messenger RNA. Its product is annotated as olfactory receptor 4B13-like. The record is from RefSeq and is a predicted model, not a curated record. The transcript has a single exon. Gene Ontology annotation, biological process: G protein-coupled receptor signaling pathway; detection of chemical stimulus involved in sensory perception of smell. Gene Ontology annotation, molecular function: olfactory receptor activity; G protein-coupled receptor activity; odorant binding. NCBI's taxonomy places the organism in Eukaryota, Metazoa, Chordata, Actinopteri, Cichliformes, Cichlidae. Bases 49 to 978 code for a protein of 309 amino acids. Gene Ontology annotation, cellular component: membrane.
UAUUUAUUGAUGUGAACUAAUCAAUUGUUCUAAAUCCAAAGAACAAUCAUGAUGAACACCACACAGGUCUCCUUUUUCACCCUUGCUGGCUAUUUUGACACAGGACAUGUAACUAACUUGUGCUUCAUUGUUAUUCUUGCUUUAUAUAUUUUCAUUGUAGGUUCCAAUGUCCUGCUGAUUGUGGUUAUCUGUGUGAACAGAAGCUUACAUGAACCUAUGUACAUGUUUCUGUGCAGCCUGUUUGUGAAUGAGCUGUAUGGUAGUACAGGGCUGUUUCCGUUCCUCCUGCUUCAGAUCCUCUCUGAUGUUCACACUGUUUCUGCUCCUCUGUGCUUCCUGCAGAUUUUCUGUGUACAUUCAUAUGGGGCUGUAGAAUAUUUAAAUUUAGCCAUCAUGUCUUACGACAGGUACCUUGCUAUCUGCUGUCCUCUGCAAUACAACACACAUAUGACAUCAAAAAAAAUCGGCAUACUUAUAGCUGUAACGUGGUUCUAUCCUUGUUUUGCAAUGGUUGUCUUGCUAUCUUUAACUUCACCUUUGCAGUUCUGUGGAAACACAAUUUACAAAGUAUACUGUGACACACACUCUGUUGUGAAGUUGGCAUGCUCAGACACCACUGUGAUCAACUUGUAUGGCCUCCUUGCUACUUUUAGCACAAUCUUUGGUGCUUUGCUUUUCAUUCUUUACACCUACAUGAAGAUUCUGCUGGUUUGUUUUUCUGGUUCUGAUCAGACGAGACAGAAAGCUGUCAGUACCUGCACGCCUCACCUGGCUUCCAUAUUGAACUUUUCCUUUGGAGCGAGCUUUGAAAUUUUACAGAGCAGAUUUAAUAUGAAAAAUGUGCCAAACAUGCUGCGCAUAUUUUUAUCAUUAUAUUUUCUUACAUGCCAGCCGCUCUUCAAUCCUGUGAUGUACGGCCUGAAAAUGACCAAAAUCCGCAACAUCUGGAAAAGUCUGAUAACAAACACACACCUCUGA